This is a messenger RNA of Hyaena hyaena (striped hyena), 3088 nucleotides long. RefSeq names its product gephyrin (gene GPHN). NCBI's taxonomy places the organism in Eukaryota, Metazoa, Chordata, Mammalia, Carnivora, Hyaenidae. Gene Ontology annotation, molecular function: molybdopterin molybdotransferase activity. Gene Ontology annotation, cellular component: cytoplasm; postsynaptic membrane; cytosol. The record is from RefSeq and is a predicted model, not a curated record. The transcript is spliced from 22 exons. Gene Ontology annotation, biological process: Mo-molybdopterin cofactor biosynthetic process; establishment of synaptic specificity at neuromuscular junction; postsynaptic neurotransmitter receptor diffusion trapping. The annotation marks the transcript as partial.
GUUGGGUGGGACUAUAUCAGCAUACAAGAUAGUACCAGAUGAAAUAGAAGAAAUCAAGGAAACCCUGAUAGAUUGGUGUGAUGAAAAGGAACUUAAUUUGAUAUUAACAACUGGAGGAACAGGGUUUGCACCACGAGAUGUCACUCCAGAGGCCACAAAAGAAGUAAUAGAACGGGAAGCACCAGGGAUGGCCCUGGCAAUGCUGAUGGGAUCACUUAAUGUUACACCUCUGGGCAUGCUCUCUAGGCCUGUAUGUGGAAUCAGAGGUAAAACUCUCAUAAUUAACCUGCCAGGUAGCAAGAAAGGAUCUCAGGAAUGCUUUCAGUUUAUACUGCCAGCUCUACCUCAUGCCAUUGACCUUUUACGUGAUGCCAUUGUAAAAGUAAAGGAAGUGCAUGAUGAACUUGAAGAUUUACCUUCCCCACCACCUCCUCUUUCCCCUCCUCCCACAACUAGCCCCCAUAAACAGACAGAAGAUAAAGGGGUUCAAUGCGAGGAAGAGGAAGAAGAGAAGAAAGACAGUGGUGUUGCUUCAACAGAGGAUAGUUCUUCGUCACAUAUAACUGCAGCAGCCAUUGCUGCCAAGCAUCCAUUCUACACCAGUCCAGCUGUUAUCAUGGCACACGGUGAGCAGCCCAUUCCUGGUCUCAUCAAUUAUUCCCAUCAUGCAACAGACAGUGCAGAUGAACGGAUUCCAGACUCCAUCAUUUCUCGUGGUGUCCAGGUGCUCCCACGGGACACAGCCUCCCUCAGCACUACUCCUUCAGAAUCGCCUCGUGCUCAGGCUACAUCUCGCCUUUCUACAGCUUCCUGCCCAACACCAAAACAAAUUAGACGGCCGGAUGAAAGCAAAGGAGUUGCUAGUAGAGUUGGAUCCCUCAAAGUCCAGUCCAGGUGCAGCAGCAAGGAGAACAUUCUCAGAGCCAGUCACAGUGCUGUCGAUAUCACCAAGGUGGCUAGAAGACACCGCAUGUCUCCUUUUCCUCUAACGUCUAUGGACAAAGCUUUCAUCACAGUCCUGGAGAUGACUCCGGUGCUUGGGACAGAAAUCAUCAACUACCGAGAUGGAAUGGGACGAGUUCUUGCUCAAGAUGUAUAUGCAAAAGACAACCUACCCCCCUUUCCAGCAUCAGUAAAAGAUGGCUAUGCUGUCCGAGCUGCCGAUGGCCCAGGAGAUCGUUUCAUCAUUGGAGAAUCCCAAGCUGGUGAACAGCCGACUCAAACAGUAAUGCCAGGACAAGUCAUGCGGGUUACAACAGGUGCUCCAAUCCCCUGCGGUGCUGAUGCAGUAGUACAAGUAGAAGACACCGAACUAAUCAGGGAAUCUGAUGAUGGGACUGAGGAACUUGAAGUACGAAUUCUGGUGCAAGCCCGGCCAGGCCAAGAUAUCAGACCCAUCGGCCAUGACAUUAAAAGAGGAGAAUGCGUUUUGGCCAAAGGAACCCAUAUGGGCCCCUCAGAAAUUGGUCUUCUGGCAACUGUAGGUGUCACAGAGGUUGAAGUUAAUAAGUUUCCAGUUGUUGCAGUCAUGUCAACAGGGAAUGAGCUGCUAAAUCCUGAAGAUGACCUCUUACCAGGAAAGAUUCGAGACAGCAAUCGAUCAACCCUCUUAGCAACAAUUCAGGAACAUGGUUACCCCACAAUCAACUUGGGAAUUGUGGGAGACAACCCAGAUGACUUACUCAAUGCCUUGAAUGAGGGUAUCAGUCGUGCUGAUGUCAUCAUCACGUCAGGGGGUGUAUCCAUGGGGGAAAAGGACUAUCUCAAGCAGGUGCUGGACAUUGAUCUUCAUGCUCAGAUCCAUUUUGGCAGGGUUUUUAUGAAACCAGGCCUGCCAACAACAUUUGCAACCUUAGAUAUUGACGGUGUAAGAAAAAUAAUCUUUGCACUACCAGGGAAUCCUGUGUCAGCCGUGGUCACCUGCAACCUCUUUGUUGUGCCUGCACUGAGAAAGAUGCAGGGCAUCUUGGAUCCUCGGCCAACCAUCAUCAAAGCCAGGUUAUCAUGUGAUGUAAAACUGGAUCCUCGCCCUGAAUACCAUCGCUGUAUAUUGACUUGGCAUCACCAAGAACCACUGCCUUGGGCACAGAGCACAGGUAAUCAGAUGAGCAGCCGUCUGAUGAGCAUGCGCAGCGCCAACGGAUUGCUGAUGCUACCUCCAAAGACAGAGCAGUACGUGGAGCUCCACAAGGGCGAGGUGGUGGAUGUCAUGGUGAUUGGACGGCUAUGAUGUCACCGGAGGGAGAGAGCUUCGAUGCAUGUCCACAUAUCAUUGACUGUAUCCUGUAAUAUGCAACGGCACAGCUAGUUUUUCUGAUUUGGAUAAAAGUUGAUCUGUAUAGUCAACAUCUUGAACUAUAUUUCAAAAGAAUUUAAAUACCUUUUAAAGAAAAAAAAACACCUAAAAAUAAAUCUUAACAGACAACUCUAUUCUGAUUAUAUCAAAGCAAAUUUUUUCUUUCUUGCAAAUUGCUUUGUGUGUUCAAUGCUAGGUCUGAUAGCGAUAGCUUUUAGUAGACAGCAGUAGGUGCCUGCAGAACUUGUGUUUUUCUCAUCUUUAAAAUACAACUAAUUAUGCUCUUAAUCAAGGCUGUCUGCUUAUUUAUACUAGCGUAGGCAACACUUGGAUUUCCCUUCUUAGUAUGCUUCAUAACCGCUUUUCAGAGAGCUUUUGCUUGUUCUUUAUCAUGUAUCUCGUGUUUAUGUGCACAGUGCCAACAGAAGAGUGACCGGGUGGAGGCCCGGCCCUGCCGCAGGGAGCACCCUGCCCUGCAGAGCGCCCGGGAGGUGCCUCACCCCGGUAGCCUCAUGGCACAGUACUCUGGGGCGGUAACUGGAUACCUUUUAUUUGAAUAAACAAACUGGGGGGAAAAUGCUUCCUUAAGUGCUGACAGCCUUUUUAACCAAUACAUUUAAAAUUGUACAGAACAAAAAAUAAAAUCAAAGACUGAUCUUGUACAGAUAUUAGUGUUACCAGCAUUCAUGUGGAAAUCAAGAGCAAAGAAAAAAUAAUGUUAAACAACUCUGUACCAUAACAUUUUCUGUAAUGAUACCGAAACUUAAUGAAUAAAAAAAUCCUUGAUCAUUA